Messenger RNA from Lemur catta (Ring-tailed lemur), 1752 nucleotides. It is a transcript of the gene WRAP53, whose product is annotated as WD repeat containing antisense to TP53. Gene Ontology annotation, biological process: Cajal body organization. Gene Ontology annotation, cellular component: Cajal body. The record is from RefSeq and is a predicted model, not a curated record. The transcript is spliced from 10 exons. The coding region runs from base 113 to 1735 and encodes 540 amino acids. Gene Ontology annotation, molecular function: RNA binding; protein binding. NCBI's taxonomy places the organism in Eukaryota, Metazoa, Chordata, Mammalia, Primates, Lemuridae.
AUCCUUGAGAACUUCGAAGCCGCCGUGGCCGCUCCGCGGGCCGAGCUGCGGGCAGCCAGCGGAAAGAGGAUUACCCGGCCGGGGCCAAUGUCUGCCGCGCUUCCUCGGCAGUAUGAAGACGUCGGAGGCGCAACUCUUAGCUCCGGACUGCCUUCCUUCAGACCAGGCCUCAGCUCCAGCCCAUCUCUCUCCUCAGGUUUCCCUGAUGGAUAAAAAUACCGACCCCGAACUGGUGCCACCGCCACCCGAUGGGGAGGAGCCACCCCGAACGUCCCCGGUUCCUGUGGCUGCCUCAGCUGUGUCCCAGGAGCUGGGGGAAGGGGACCCAGCUACUCUCUCCACUCCCCUGGAAACAGAGUGUGGUACUCCUAGUGAGUUGAGUCCUCGAAUCGAGGAGCAAGAACUUUCUGAAAAUGCAAGCCUUCCUGCAGGAGAAACGAACCGGCCAGAGGUGGGGUCUGGAGAAGCCACGGAGGCUGUGUCUGAGGAAGCCGCUCCAGAGGAUGAGGGAGACACCACUUGGAACUACAGCUUCUCCCAGCUACCUCGAUUUCUUAGUGGUUCCUGGUCAGAGUUCAGCACCCAACCGGAGAACUUCUUGAAAGGCUGUAAGUGGGCCCCCGAUGGUUCCUGCAUUUUGACUAAUAGUGCUGAUAACAUCCUGCGGAUCUAUAACCUGCCCCAAGAGCUAUACAGUGAAGGGGAGCAGGUAGAAUAUGCAGAAAUGGUCCCCGUCCUUCGAAUGGUGGAAGGUGAUACCAUCUAUGAUUACUGCUGGUAUUCUCUGAUGUCCUCGACACAGCCAGACACUUCCUACGUGGCCAGCAGCAGCCGGGAGAACCCGAUUCACAUCUGGGAUGCAUUCACUGGAGAGCUCCGGGCUUCCUUUCGCUCCUACAACCACCUGGAUGAGCUGACGGCAGCCCAUUCGCUCUGCUUCUCCCCGGAUGGCUCCCAGCUCUUCUGUGGCUUCAACCGGACUGUGCGUGUCUUCUCCACGUCCCGCCCUGGCCGAGACUGUGAGGUCCGAGCCACAUUUGCAAAAAAGCAGGGCCAGAGCGGCAUCAUCUCCUGCAUAGCCUUCAGCCCAACCCAGCCCCUCUACGCCUGUGGCUCCUAUGGCUGCUCCCUGGGUCUGUAUGCCUGGGAUGAUGGCUCCCCUCUCGCCUUGCUGGGAGGGCACCAAGGGGGCAUCACUCACCUUUGCUUUCACCCUGAUGGCAACCGGUUCUUCUCAGGAGCUCGCAAGGAUGCCGAGCUUCUGUGCUGGGAUCUCCGGCAGCCUGGUCACCCAUUGUGGUCCCUGAGUCGAGAGGUGACCACCAAUCAGCGCAUUUACUUCGAUCUGGACCCGACUGGGCAGUAUCUAGUGAGUGGCAGCACUAGUGGGGCCGUCUCUGUGUGGGACAUCAGUGGGGCUGGGGACGACGGGAAGCCGGAGUCAGUGCUGAGCUUUCUGCCCCAGAAGGACUGCACCAACGGAGUGAGCCUGCACCCUAGCCUGCCUCUGCUGGCCACUGCCUCCGGUCAGCGUGUGUUUCCAGAGCCCACAGAGAGUGGGGACGAAGGGGAGCAGGAGCUGGACCUUCCCCUGCUCUCCACGCGCCACGUCCACCUUGAAUGUCGCCUUCAGCUGUGGUGGUGUGGGGGGCACCCAGAUGCCAAUGUCCCUGGUGAUUACCAGGGUGAGGAGGAACAAGGAGGGGCAGGGAGAGGUGGGGAUGGGCUUAUAUAAAGAGGUUUUAUAUGAUA